UGCUCUGCUCUUCUUGAAAACAUGUCGCCCAUGAAGCUGUGUGUUCCAGGUGAUAGGCUAUGCAGCACAGAGGACUGUAUGCCUGGUACUGGGGUGUACCUACGACACGGCUACAUCUACUCCUCGCUAGCAGGCUACGUACUCAGGAAGAACGAAGGAGAGGAGCUACCAGUCAUCUCUGUGGUAAGAGAAACAGAGGCCCAGCUACUGCCAGAUGUAGGAGCCAUAGUCACCUGUAAGGUGACCAGUAUCAACCCCAGGUUUGCCAAGGUCCACAUCCUCUACGUUGGUUCCACGCCACUGAAGGACCGCUUUAGAGGAACCAUCAGGAAAGAAGAUGUACGAGCAACAGAAAAAGACAGGGUGGAGACGUAUAAAAGCUUCCGUCCUGGAGACAUCGUCCUGGCUAAAGUCAUCUCCCUGGGAGACGUCCAGUCCAACUACCUGUUGACCACAGCCGAGAACGAGCUGGGGGUGGUGGUAGCCCACAGUGAAGCAGGAGCCCAGAUGGUGCCUAUCAGCUGGUGUGAGAUGCAGUGCCCGCGGACGCAUGCCAAAGAGUUCCGCAAGGUGGCCAGGGUGCAACCCGAGUACCUGCAGGCGUGAGCAGGGUCCCCUCACCUCUCCAGUCCCCCCGGGCAGGGGCCCCCUUUCCCUUCCUCAUGGAACACACAGCUUCCCUCCUCCCUCCCUCUCUCUCUGACAGAGAGACAAACACACUCACUCACACUUGGAAUCUCAACGAUGCAUUGUGAGUACAAAGGACCAAAAUAUUGUACAGGUCAUGUACAGAUGCUUGGACACGAGUACACGGGUCAUUGACCUGACGCAUACACGCAGCAAACAGCCUUCUGUUCAGGGAGGGAUACUUCAACAGACACACACACACACACACACACACACACACACACACACACAGAGCCUUAUGUUCAGGGGGGGAUUCCUCCCUCUAUGACCUACAGCAAGGCAGCAUUUUCCCCCUCUUGGUUCUGGAGGGGUACAGUAGAGGUGCAGGAUUUUGUUCCAGCCCAGCACUAGGACGGACACCUGAUUCAACUGAUCACUGGGGCCUUGAUUGGCUGAAUCAGUCUCGUUAGUGCUGGGCUGGAACAAAAGCCUGCCCUCCCUGUAGCCCUUCAGAACCAGGAAUGAAUAAAUAACCCUGAUCUGGGUUACCUUCUGAUCCGAUACCCUUGUCCCUGAAGUGUGCACUCCUGUAUCCCCCAUGGAUUUACUAGCAUAUUUCAUAUACCUUUCCUUUUAAAUCCAUGAGGGGUAGUGAAUGAGUGCACACUUUGGGGGGGGGGAAGGGUAUAGAAU
This is a messenger RNA of Coregonus clupeaformis (lake whitefish), 1320 nucleotides long. RefSeq names its product exosome complex component CSL4. Gene Ontology annotation, cellular component: cytoplasm; nuclear exosome (RNase complex). The coding region runs from base 22 to 606 and encodes 194 amino acids. The record is from RefSeq and is a predicted model, not a curated record. The transcript is spliced from 8 exons. NCBI's taxonomy places the organism in Eukaryota, Metazoa, Chordata, Actinopteri, Salmoniformes, Salmonidae. Gene Ontology annotation, biological process: RNA processing. Gene Ontology annotation, molecular function: RNA binding.